GCCAUGGACAGACAAUCAAUGGACCUCCAGCAGAAAUGGCUGGGAUAUUGGAUGCUGUAUGUCUUCGUCAACAGCUUCGAAUGGGUCUUUGCCAGAGUUCAAAAGUCUAUAAAACGGAUUUAUGUUAUCAAGUUACUGGUUCUCGUGGCCUGCGCCCUACCGUACCCGAUGUGCCCUGCUCGGCUGGUUUACACCCGCUACUUUCGCCGCCGCAUAUGGUUGGAAGGCGUUGGCGUUCCACCAGCGAGCUCUCCGGCCAUGACUACCGCCACCAUGGCGGACCAUUUGUCCACGUCUCGGGCCUCGGAUGGGCAAGAGUCACCCUCUAGGAAGAAGCAGCAGCCGCAGCACCCUCCUAAGAAGGCGGCGUCCGCGGCGAAGAAAGGGUGUAAAUAG
Rhipicephalus microplus (southern cattle tick) is the source of this 396-nucleotide messenger RNA. Its product is annotated as receptor expression-enhancing protein 5-like. The record is from RefSeq and is a predicted model, not a curated record. NCBI's taxonomy places the organism in Eukaryota, Metazoa, Arthropoda, Arachnida, Ixodida, Ixodidae.